Molecule: messenger RNA, 542 nt
Organism: Arabidopsis arenosa
Lineage: Eukaryota; Viridiplantae; Streptophyta; Magnoliopsida; Brassicales; Brassicaceae
Source: the annotation of a GenBank genome assembly
GUCGUGUUUCGCCUUCUCUGAUAAUAAUGGCUUCUGCUUGUCGUAAGCUCUUUAACAGAGCUUCCGUCUCUUCCCUCAAAUCCGCCCUCAGAUCAACCACCGGAUCUACGCCGGCUGCGUCAUCAGCCGGAUUUCGUCUUCCUUCUCAACCCUCUCGCCAUUUCUCCUUCUCCAGGUGUCCGUCGGAGCUGGGAUGUGUGCAGUCGCUGUUACCGCUGCACAGCACGGUGGCGGCGGCGAGGCUGACGUCGUGUCUAAGCACAACCUCAAGGAGUAGCCGAGCUCUCUCUCAGGAGCUUGGCCUUUCAGUUCCAAGGUGACUCAAAAACCGUCAUGAAGGUUAACUAUGGAAUGAUGGAAGGGGCAGGAUCUCAAAGAGUUGUUUCUUUUCUUCCCUUUGUCAAACUUCGAGAAAAGAAGUGUCUGUCAUUCUUUUUGUGACAAAUAAGUAUCAUUGAUUACAAAUCUCAUGUACUUUGAUUUAUGAUGAGAAAAACAUUAUAUACAAAAUGUUUUGUAAGAAGUAAAAUUUAUUUUGUUAC